AUGAGCUUCCAGACUGAGUCGAUGCUACAGAUGGACAGCAUCGCUGGAGUCAAUGCCAAGGACUUCAAGACGAAGAACCGCACUCGCUUUUCCCUCUGGGCUUGGGUGUUGCCCGUCCAUCUCAGGGGGUCCAAGUCGUUCUUGCAGCCCUGGGUCUUUGCCAUGGUAUCGACGCUGUACAGUCAGGCUCUAUACCUCACGCCGGGCAAGGUCGUCGUUCCCGAUCUAUGGCCAGGUAUCUUUGCUUCGAGGAGUAGCGGAUCUCGGCCGGGUGCCUUGUGCAGGUCAACUACGGGACGCUGGCCGCCUUUUUCUGUGAUAGUGCCACGAUGCGUCAACCUAUUCAACACCUGGCCAGUGGCCAGUGGAGCUUUUGACGCGGCCUCUCAAAUUAUCUUCAUUGUAUAGGGUGCUGCGGUGACAGUGACAACAGUUCCUCCCGGUGACUCUUGGCGAUGACCAGACGAUGUUUGCAACGCCGACGCCCGUAUCGUGUAGUGCCGGCUACAAGGAGGCUACCGCGCUCGAGGCAUCAAUGACUCGCAGCUAUAGAACUGCCCGGCCAUGUCGGCUACGCGACAGACCUGGCGCGGAAGGUGACACGAUUCUCCUCAAGUAUCGUCACCGUCAUGGCCGAGUUCAAUACGCCCGGAUCCGUUGACAGGCUACCUGAGCAUGCCGUUCAGCUGAAUGUUGAGCAUCAAGGCCACGUUUUCCGGACCCUCGUCUGUCUUGAUUUUUCCGGCGUC
Verticillium dahliae VdLs.17 is the source of this 749-nucleotide messenger RNA. RefSeq lists its product as uncharacterized. The record is from RefSeq and is a predicted model, not a curated record. The transcript is spliced from 3 exons. The coding region runs from base 1 to 408 and encodes 135 amino acids. Lineage: Eukaryota; Fungi; Ascomycota; Sordariomycetes; Glomerellales; Plectosphaerellaceae.